Trichobilharzia szidati is the source of this 1907-nucleotide messenger RNA. The record is from the annotation of a GenBank genome assembly. NCBI's taxonomy places the organism in Eukaryota, Metazoa, Platyhelminthes, Trematoda, Strigeidida, Schistosomatidae.
UGGCGUUUUAUGAAGGUCAUCAAGCGUCACUUGUUUAAAAUUUCGAGGUCUCGUGUUAUAAUAAAUAGCUUGUAACAAGUUAUCGUGUGACCAUUGUUAUGAAUACUGUGUCAAAUACAUCGAUAAAUUCAUUUGCUAAACGUGGAUCGGAAGUCUCGAAUGCCUCAUUUAUUACAAUCGGUGAAUUUUCGAAGAUGAUAUGUCAAUCGGAGAAAGUAUCGUAUGUCUCUCCAUUAUGUUUUCAUGAAUAUUUGUUAAGAAAAACGAAUGGUCUUUAUUGUCGCAUUUGUCUUGAAUCCAGUAACAGUGCUGAAUUUAUAAGUCCUUGCAACUGUACAGGAACCAUUGGGAUACUGCACAAGCAUUGUCUGGAGAGGUGGUUAAAUAUUUCUCGAUCCAGGACAUGCGAAAUCUGUGGAUUCAAGUUUGAAGUUUCGAGAUGCUAUCCAACGUUUAGUGAAUGGAUAUGGUUCGGAGGGAAUGGAGAUGGAGUCCACCGUCGCAAGCAUUUGUGGACUGAUUUUAUUUGUCUGCUUUUGAUGCUACCUUUACUUACACUAUGCGCAUGGCUAACUGUCUCUUCCAGUCAAGAGGAAAUUGGAACAAAUCAAAGAAGUUUCCCUUGGCAAUCGUUUUCUCUUGGAUUAUUGUGCAGUCUGUUACUGGUAGUGUUCACAAUUUGGUUAACGUUUUCUGUUCGAUAUCAUCAUCAAUCAUGGAAAAUAUGGCGUGUAGAUAACAGUUACAUUGUUCUAUCUGGAAAUGUCAACAAAAAUAAAAUUAUGAGUAUAAAAUGUGACUUGGAAAGUCAUAGUGUAACUGUUCGCCCAAAUAUCCAAAAUGAAAAUCAACCCAAACAUCUUGUAACCUGCAGAUAUAGUGAAACGGAUACGGAACAUGAUCAAGUUUCAGAAGAUACCAAUAAAUUAUCAAAUGAUACAUUGAAGCAGAAUUCCUUUAAUAACAUUGAGAACUAUUGCUCACCGAUUUGCAGCGCUAGUUUAGAUAUCCAUGAUGAUUUGAGCUAUGUUUUGGAGAAUGAUACGAAUGAAUCGUGCAACAAAAAGAAUAACGUGACGCUUGAAGGUGAACAAGUAGAUGAUUGUUACAAUUCUGAACCAGUCACCAAUGAAACACAAGCAACACCAGUUUUCAAUUCCUUAUGCGUAACUGUAACAUUACCAACAACUUCAGAAAAUAAUUCAGUCAAUGAAACAAUGCGUUAAGCCAAUCACCAAAAAUGAACACAAUUUUUCAAUGGAGAAGAAGCAGAAUAGCCUGUAUUGAUUAUUAUCAUUUGGUAGAUAAAACAAAGGACUGUUUAUAGCCUACUGAUAGACAAUAAUUUCUUGUGCACUACUCUGAUUCCCUUCAUACAGUUUUUAUUAGUUCACUAACAGUCUUUCUUGUAUGGAUACCUAGCAAAAGAUACACUCUACUUUCCUAGUUAUAGAGAUUAACCGUUAUGCACUCACUGUAUUAUUCUCACACCUAUUACAUAUCGACUCUUAUGCUGAAGAUAAAAUCACACUGACAGAAGAGAUCUUAUUCACAAUACUGAAGAUGCUAAACAAAGAAUAAUAAUGAUAAUAUUAAAUACUCGUUAAAGUCACCAUCUAAGAUUUUAAAAAAUAACACAACACAACAACUAUGGAAUAUGGUCAGUUUUCAAGGUGAUUUUUUCUUUUAAGAAUUUUUGUCUUUUAUUUUUAAGUGGAACAAAGAAGUUUGAGAAAUGCAGACAAAUUUUUAUCUACUGAAGUUAUUUCAUUCUCCAUAAACCGAAACUGGCACAAGCUAACUUUUCCAGAAGCCAGAUUACAUAGUAUUGCAAAUUUCUACAGUUCAUUGGUAGAUAUUUGAAAUAAACAAUUCCUUUCAAGAGCAAUUAUUUAAAGUUUGAAUAG